This is a messenger RNA of Durotheca rogersii, 2401 nucleotides long. Its product is annotated as putative rRNA pseudouridine synthase. The transcript has 4 exons. Gene Ontology annotation, biological process: rRNA pseudouridine synthesis; snRNA pseudouridine synthesis; mRNA pseudouridine synthesis. The coding region runs from base 210 to 1670 and encodes 486 amino acids. The record is from RefSeq and is a predicted model, not a curated record. Gene Ontology annotation, cellular component: box H/ACA snoRNP complex. Lineage: Eukaryota; Fungi; Ascomycota; Sordariomycetes; Xylariales; Xylariaceae. Gene Ontology annotation, molecular function: RNA binding; pseudouridine synthase activity.
AAAAUUUUGGAGCUUCCUGUCUUUUUUUUUUCAUUUUAUAUCCCCAUUCGCACAUCCAACCGAGCAGUACAAAUCCGUACCCUUUCCCACAUUGCCAUUGGAACCGCAAGCCUCGUCGUUGUCAGCCCCAACGCCGUCGCGAGUGUGCCUAUUGAACAGUGAAUACACAUUCGCACGGGGCAUCGGCAAGUGCAGAGACGGCCCCCAAUAUGACCACCAAGGAGGAUAUCAAGCCCAAGGAGGACGAGUUCUCUAUCAAGCCGACCGCCGUCACUCCGUCCGUUGACACGAGCACAUGGCCGCUGUUGCUGAGGAACUACGACAAGCUUCUGGUUCGAACCGGCCACUUCACCCCCAUCCCCAACGGCAGUUCGCCCUUGACGCGUGACCUCAAGUCCUACAUCAGCUCCGGCGUAAUCAACCUCGACAAGCCCUCGAACCCCUCGAGCCACGAGGUCGUCGCCUGGGUGAAGAGAAUCUUGCGUGUCGAGAAGACGGGCCACAGCGGAACCCUCGACCCCAAGGUCACCGGAUGCCUGAUCGUGUGUAUCGACCGCGCCACUAGGCUCGUCAAGUCCCAGCAGGGCGCCGGAAAGGAGUACGUCGCCGUCAUCCGGUUGCACGACAAGCUCCCCGGCGGUGAGCCGCAAUUCGCACGUGCCCUCGAGACCCUCACCGGUGCCCUCUUCCAGCGGCCGCCGCUCAUCUCCGCCGUCAAGCGGCAGCUCCGCAUCCGAACCAUCCACGAGAGUCGGCUCAUCGAGUUCGAUAACGACCGACACCUCGGCAUCUUCUGGGUCAGCUGCGAGGCCGGCACCUACAUCCGAACGCUAUGCGUGCACAUGGGCCUGCUGCUCGGCGUGGGCGCGCACAUGCAGGAGCUGAGGCGAGUGAGGAGUGGAGCCAUGGACGAGACCAAAGAUCUCGUCACGCUCCACGAUGUCCUCGACGCGCAAUGGAUGAUGGAUAACUCGCGGGACGAAUCCUACCUACGCAAAGUCAUCUCUCCCCUAGAAACCCUCCUUACCUCGUACAAGAGAAUCGUAGUCAAGGACAGUACCGUCAAUGCCAUCUGCUACGGUGCGAAACUGAUGAUUCCCGGCCUGUUACGAUACGAGGACGGGAUUGAGACGCACGAGGAAGUUGUUCUCAUGACUACGAAGGGUGAGGCGAUCGCUCUUGGCAUCGCAAUGAUGUCGACGGUCGAGAUGUCCUCGUGCGACCACGGCGUCGUUGCCAAGGUGAAACGAUGCAUCAUGGAGCGAGACCUUUAUCCUCGCCGAUGGGGCCUGGGCCCUACUGCUACGGAGAAGAAGAAGCUGAAGGCGUCCGGGAAGCUAGACAAGUACGGAAGAGCAAACGAGCAGACCCCGGCCAAGUGGACGUCUGAGUACAAGGACUAUGGACCCCCGGCCGACUCCGCGCCCGCGCCCGCGCCCGCACCUGCGGCAGCGGCAGCGGCAGCGCCGGCUGCCGACGUCACGAUGGCUGAGACACCUGCUGCCGAAGCCACGCCGGCCGCCGAGGACGACAACAAGAAGCGGAAGAAGCACGACGGCGAGACGCCGGAUGAGAAGGCGGAACGCAAGCGGAGGAAGGCGGAGAAGAAGGCGGCCAAGGAGGCUAAGCGUGCCUCGCUGAGCAAGAAGGCCGAUUCCGACGCAGAUUAAGAAGCACCGGGUGAAUGCUAGCCUCCCAACCUAAUUCUGGCUGCGAAUACUCCUGCGUUCCAACACUUGGGUGAUACCCCUCCUUUUCGGUCACGAGCUCCGUCACGUCGUCUAGAUUCCCUAUACUCUCCCUACACGGCGUCGUCACGCCCUGUUAUAUCAUGCAAUCAGUCAUGUCAUUGUAUCGUGUUUUACUCUGUUCCGUUCAGGGUCUGCUCUACGGUGGGAAGGAAAAAGGCGUUCGCGAAGGAUCUGCUUUGCUGAUUUACGUUGCCGCUAUGAAUUCCACCUCCCUUUUUUUAUUGUGGUUGUUUUCGCCGACGUGACGUGAAUGCAACAAGGCGAUCCCGAUGUCAUAUAGGACCAGGGGCGGAUCCCCCAAGAGGGGACCACAGUGCCUACCCGUAGAUAGGCGGUAGCUGCCCAAGGCACGAGAGCCGGACGAAAGUGCUCUGCUCAUUCAAUCAUCUUGGCAUGCGGAUUCGCGGCGUGCGUGCCGUCUGGUGACCCCUAAGGCGACGUGACUAUACGAUAUCGUGCAAUCGAUGCUUGGUAAUGUUGACUAAGUCCGCCGUCGCGCUGCCGCAGCGCGCAGCGGGGCCUGCUCGGCCUUUCUUUUUUUUCCUUUCUUCUCUUCUUUUCUUCCCGUUAUCGCGUGACCGCAUACGCCGUGUACGAUGUGCGACGGCGGAGGUCGGCGGCCUCGGGCGGGCCAGCAGCCCUACGUCCCU